GUAGAUUUGGCGGAACUUGGAGAUGCUGUUUGCGUCACAAGCAAGUUUAGCAGAAGACGUAUGAUACAUUAGAUGAGACAGUCUUAAGGAGCUGGGUCGGAGACAAGACCGAGAGAAAUGGAGGAGGAUAUUAGAAAGAAGGGGAUGAUGUAUUUACAACAACAGCGGUUUGGGAAGAAAUGGCGUAAGGUCUGGUCUGUCCUGUACCGAGAGAGCUCCUGCUCCAUCUCUCGCCUUGAGUUUUUUGAGUUUAAAGAUGGAGCUGGCAACAUGCUGGAGAAAGCCAACCGCAAACAGGAAAACAAAAAGGUGAUAAAAAUGAAUGACUGCAUUCGUGUUUCGGAGGCUGAUGUUGAAGGCUGUCCAUGGGAUUGUGGACCUUUUUUGGUGGAGACAACUGAAAAGACAUUUAUUUUCGCUGCUGAGACUGCUGAACUUGAGGACUGGAUCCAGAAACUGUGUGAAAUCGCCUUUCCGAUGAGCUGGACAGAGAGAGGAGCAGAGAGAGGAAACAGUUUACAUGCUGAAUCUGAUGACGUCACGAUGGCGGACAACACUCUCUACUGCAGCAGAGAAACUGCAAUGAAAGACUUUAAGGUGACGGUGAGGCAUACAGAGGCUUCUGAGAGAUGCAGCCUGAAAGGAACAGUGCUGUUACGGACUGAUUUUGAUAGCCUCCUUCUGAAGGAACCGAAGACGGGAGAGGUUCUCUACUCCUGGCCCUAUCGCUUCCUCCGCAGGUUCGGACGAGACAAGGCAACAUUCUCCUUUGAGGCUGGGCGAAGAUGCGACUCGGGGGAAGGCAACUUUGAGUUCGACACAAAGCAAGGAAACAGCAUCUUCCAAUCUGUAGAGGCCGCCAUCAAUCUACACAGAGUCAAUUUACCUCAGAAGCAGAUAUCAAGUGGGGAGCGAGAUACCAUGCCCCCUUCACCUCAAAUGAGAGCUGUGGCAGAGAAUGCAGGUAUCUACAGUGUGGUGACUGAUGGAGCAAUCAGAGACGGACCCAAACAACCACAGAACCCUCAGCAAACCAGACUUGAAGCCCCUGCAGAGAAACUUCUGACCGGAGUCAAGAGCCUGACACUGGACACCAGGCCUCCGCCGCGAAAGAGCCAGGUCAAGAACUUCCGCAGCUGUCCUUUGGUCAACAGUGAGGAUGAGAUGUAUUCCCGGGCCAUGGCCCCUGAUCCAGAUCGGGGAAGUCCAGGGGAGAAGAGAGAACCAAAAGAACGACGUUCCAAAUGCUCCAACCCUGAGGACUCUGACUACUCGCUGCCCUUUGACACCAUUGCCAAGAACGUUAUGGGAGACAUUUUGUCUGCAUCAAACCCUCCACCCAUGUUCGUAGAACCCAGUUGUGAAAAUGACAAGAAAGGCAAUAUAGAAAACACAGAACCACUUUAUGACAUUAUAGAUGAAACUGCAAUCAGAACCCGUUUCUCAAACAGAAAAACACAUUCUUACAAACGAGUGGAGCACAUUUAUGAUGAACCAGAGGGUUGUGGUGUGGCCCCAAGUGUGCCUCCAUCGCUCUAUGAUGAACCAGAGAAGGUCAAAGGUCAUGCUUGGAAGAUGUUGGGUACAGUAAUGGAUCCGAGCGGUCAUGAGUACCCAUACAAUGCUUCUGCCGAUGACUAUGCGGUUCCUAAACCUCCCAGGAGGGCCUUGCUUUCAAAGCAGAAGGACAACGAGGAAGAGGACAGUUCACCCUAUGAUAACAUUAUGGUGAAAGGAGUGCAAAAGAAUAACUAAGGACUGCUUCAGAAUCUAAAGAGGACAAUGAAGUUAAAUAUAAGUGAGUGUGCGAAUGAAUGAAUGAAAUAUUUAAUCAAUUAAUAUGCAUAAUAUGGAUAAUAGUCAUCAGAGUGCUUUACUGUUCUUCAAAAAGCUGUGAUCUGCAGCACGUAUCAUGAUGUUGGUCAAUAUGAUUAACAGUUCAAUUCCUCUGGGGGUGAAUCACUGGAGCCUAACUUUAACCAAAUGCGCUAAAAUUGCAUUAAAUUGUCAUUAUUUCAC
Sinocyclocheilus anshuiensis is the source of this 2019-nucleotide messenger RNA. RefSeq names its product docking protein 2 (gene dok2). Bases 118 to 1755 code for a protein of 545 amino acids. The record is from RefSeq and is a predicted model, not a curated record. Gene Ontology annotation, biological process: cell surface receptor protein tyrosine kinase signaling pathway; positive regulation of MAPK cascade; Ras protein signal transduction. Lineage: Eukaryota; Metazoa; Chordata; Actinopteri; Cypriniformes; Cyprinidae. The transcript is spliced from 6 exons. Gene Ontology annotation, cellular component: cytoplasm.